CUUUUCAACGAGCUGCCGACAUCAGCAGCGUUUUCCUUGCCAGCCGCCGGCGUCGCGUACCAAAAUAAAGGCAAAUUCCAGAUUCGACGACAGCGACAACAGACGCCAAACACACAGUGAGCCAUCCAACUUUAAGCAAAGCCAGCAAAGAUGCCACCUAAGAAGCAUGAGGAGCCCGAGCGCAAACCGCUAAUCGGGCGCAUUGGCACAAAUCUGCGCAUCGGAAUUGUUGGUGUGCCCAAUGUGGGCAAGUCAACGUUCUUCAAUGUGUUGACCAAGAGUGCAGCCCCAGCUGAGAACUUCCCCUUCUGCACCAUUGAUCCCAAUGAGAGUCGCGUUCCCGUGCCUGAUGAGCGUUUCGAUUUCCUAGUCGAUUUCCACAAGCCAGCCAGUUCAGUGCCUGCCUACCUUAAUGUGGUCGACAUUGCUGGUCUGGUUAAGGGCGCCGCCGAAGGUCAGGGCCUGGGCAACGCCUUCCUCUCGCACAUCAAUGCAUGCGAUGCGAUAUUCCAUUUGUGUCGCGCCUUCGAGGAUCCCGACGUAACACAUGUCGAGGGUGAGGUUGAUCCAGUGCGUGAUUUGGAGAUCAUUUCGGAGGAGUUGCGCCUCAAAGACGAGGAGAAGUUACAUCAGAAUUUAGACAAACUUGAAAAGGUAGUGGCGCGCGGCGGCGAUAAAAAGCUGAAGCCAGAAUACGAUGCUAUGGUAAAGAUCAAAAAUAUUUUGGUCGAUCAGAAGAAGCAUUUGCGUUUCGCAGACUGGAGCGCACAUGAUAUCGAGGCUCUGAACAAAUACUUGUUCCUCACCUCGAAACCGGUAAUCUAUCUCGUAAAUUUGUCUGACAAGGACUUCAUACGCAAAAAGAACAAGUGGUUGCCAAAAAUUAAGGAGUGGAUCGAUAAGAACGAUCCUGGCGCUCUACUCAUACCCUUUUCUGGCGCCUUUGAGCACGAGCUGGCCGAAAAGGAUCCCUUGGAGCGCAAAGCUUACGAGGAGGAGACCAAAUGCAAGAGCCAACUCGAUAAGAUCAUUAUUACUGGCUACAAGGCGCUCCAACUGGAAUAUUUCUUCACUGCCGGUCCCGACGAAGUCAAAGCCUGGACCGUGCAGAAGGGCACCAAAGCUCCACAGGCCGCUGGUCGCAUUCACACCGAUUUCGAAAAGGGUUUCAUUAUGGCCGAGGUCAUGCAUUUUGACGACUUCAAGGCUGAGGGCUCCGAGGCAGCUGCUAAGGCUGCCGGCAAAUAUAGACAACAGGGACGCAACUAUACCGUCGAAGAUGGCGACAUUAUUUUCUUUAAAUUCAAUGCCGGCGCCGGCCUGAAGGAUGCCAAGAAGAAAUGAUAUCUUUCGGCCAUAUACAUCACCAUCUGCACCGUGUUGUAUAUUAACUUGAUUUUGUACUCUCAGAUCUUUCGCCUUGGCCCAGAAAAGCCCGUCUGCCCUUACCGCUGAAUGAAUGAGAAUGAAAAUGGAAAAUGCAUUUGAUAUAAUUUUUUUUUGCUAUUUUUGCUAACGUCCAACAAGAUAUAAUUUUACUAUUCGCUUUAUGUUGUUGAUGACAUAGUGUUGACGGGAAUAAACGAAUGAAUGUAACAAAA
Scaptodrosophila lebanonensis is the source of this 1601-nucleotide messenger RNA. Its product is annotated as obg-like ATPase 1. Bases 151 to 1344 code for a protein of 397 amino acids. The record is from RefSeq and is a predicted model, not a curated record. The transcript is spliced from 6 exons. Gene Ontology annotation, molecular function: GTP binding; ATP binding; ATP hydrolysis activity. Gene Ontology annotation, cellular component: cytoplasm. NCBI's taxonomy places the organism in Eukaryota, Metazoa, Arthropoda, Insecta, Diptera, Drosophilidae.